AUGUCAGGAGUAAAAAGGAAAGAGAUGGGGGGUGCUGAGAAACUCAGAAUUAAGAUAAAUAGGAAAAAAGAGACUGAACAACUUCGUGGUUCUCUGGAUAAUUUUAUUGUGAAAAAACAACGCACAACUGAAAUCAUUUCUUCAACAGCUUCAUCAGAAAAAGCAGAAAAUAGUUUAAAUAACACUACUAGCAAUUUUGACACCUCUGAUGACAAUAAGAAAGACAAUGACACAUUUUGUAAUGACCAAACAAAUAUACUUGUACCUCUAGACAAUAAUCCAGAUGACCCAAGUAACAAAUUACCAACUAAUGCUUUAGAACUAAGAAAUAGAAUACAAAAUGGCCCAUUUCAGCCAAUUUUGAAACUCUAUCCAAGAAUUAAACAAAGUGGUCGGUAUCGUUGUUUUCAAUCGAAUUGGUUUAAGAAUUAUCCCUGGCUGGAGUAUAGUGAAGUACUUGAUAAAUGUUUCUGUUUUCCAUGCAGAGUUUUCUCUGGUAAUCAAUUAAAUGCAGGUCAGAUUGAUAAAACAUUUUCAAAAACUGGAUUUACUAACUGGUACAAAGGUAUAGAGUCUUUUAGAAAGCAUCAGCUAUCAAAAUCUCAUGUGAAUAGUGUUAACUCAAUGAACAAUUAUCUUAAUGAAGCUGUGUUACCAAUUGAUCAAUUAUUGGAUGAAACAAGAAAAGUUAUCCUUGCAAAAAAAGAAACUGAACGUAUUCAAAACAGAAAAUUGAUGGAAAGAAUAAUAGAUAUAAUAAUUUGUCUAGCAAAAUGUGGAAAGUCAUUUCGUGGGCAUAACGAAUCAUUGAAAAGUAACCAAAGGGGACUUUUUUUAGAAAUUAUCCAGCUUCUUUCCAGAUACGAUCCAAUAUUAAGAAAUCAUUUUGACAAUGGACCAAAAAAUGCCCAGUAUACUAAUGAGACCAGUGAUGUGGGGCAUCACGAGCAACUUGCCGUGUUAGUUAGAUAUUUUGAUACUACUAAGAAUAGACCCAUUGAAACAUUUUUAAGUUUAAAGCGUUUAAAAUCUUUAAAUGCUGUAGAUAUUUUCAAUACACUUUCAGAUGUUGUUACUAAUUAUAAUACAUCCUGGUCAUCUGUAUUAGCAGUCUGCUUUGAUGGAGCUUCAACAAUGUCAGGAAAAAUAUCAGGUGUACAAGCAAGAUAUUCCAUUUCAAAGAAAACAGAAAAAAAAAUAAAGCAUAGAAUAGUAUUUGAUUUUCUUGGAACAGUACAAUUCCUAUACAAUUUUAUUGAAGGAAGCCCGAUCAGACAUGCUACACUUGAAAAAAUAUCAAAAGAAUCUUGUAUCAAACUAAAAACUCUGAAGUCGCUGUCAAAUACUAGGUGGGCAUGCAGAGCGGAAGCAGUAUCAGCAGUUCAAGAAAAUUUUAGUAUGUUGGUACCAGCAAUUGAUGAGAUAUGUGAAAAUACUCAAGUACCCGAUGUCAGGGCAAAAGGAUUAGGAUUAAAAUAUCAAUUAAAAUCAUUUAACUUUGUUUUUGCAAUGAAUUUAAUGGAACCAAUUUUUCGAGCAGUAUUAAAGGUUAGUGCUUCACUCCAAGCUCCUGUUCUAGAUUUAUUAGCUGCUGUUGAAAUUGUAAAAGGACUGAAAAAGUUUUUGAGUAAAAUGAGACAUGAUCAACAAGAGUAUGAUAACAUUUACCAAACCACCAUUGAUAUUUGCAAUAAAAACAAAAUUGAUAUUCCAGAAGUAUUAAAAAGAAAAGUUGCUAGAAAAAUUGAUGACAAUGGAGAAUCACAAUUUUUUUCAGAAACUAAAUAUGAUGAAAUUAGGAUUAAUGUAUUUUAUCCUAUUCUAGAUGAUUUACUAGGAGAAAUUGAUAAUAGAUUUUUAGAUAGUACUCUAGAAGUAAUUACUUCGGUUGGUAAUUUAAUUAAAUUACAACCGACUAUUGAAGAUUAUUCAGUUAUAAAAACAUUUUUCAACAUUUUAAAUAAAGAUUUGGACUCUGAAGUCAAAAUACUUGCAUCAAUAAAAGAUAUUCCAAUUGGUACAUGUACUCACACUAUUUAUAAAUGGUUGGAUUGGUUAAUGGCUUCAAAUAGGAAAAAUAUUUUUACCAAUUUCUACGAAGCCAUUACCAAGUUCGUUGUUAUACCAGUCACAAGUUGUGGUUGUGAACGGGCCUUCUCCAAAUUAUCUAUUGUUAAAUCGAAACUACGUUCAACAAUGUCACAAGAACGUUUAGAAUCACUUUUAUUUUUAUUCGUUGAGCAAGAAAUGACAAAAUCAGUAGAUUUCAAUACCGUAAUUGAAGAGUUUAAAGUUUUAAGUCCUGUAGAAAGAAGAUUACCAUUAUAA
Messenger RNA from Metopolophium dirhodum (rose-grain aphid), 2328 nucleotides. RefSeq names its product zinc finger MYM-type protein 1-like. Gene Ontology annotation, molecular function: protein dimerization activity. NCBI's taxonomy places the organism in Eukaryota, Metazoa, Arthropoda, Insecta, Hemiptera, Aphididae. The coding region runs from base 1 to 2328 and encodes 775 amino acids. The record is from RefSeq and is a predicted model, not a curated record. The transcript has 5 exons.